This is a messenger RNA of Helobdella robusta, 711 nucleotides long. RefSeq lists its product as hypothetical. The coding region runs from base 1 to 711 and encodes 236 amino acids. Gene Ontology annotation, molecular function: DNA binding. The transcript has a single exon. Lineage: Eukaryota; Metazoa; Annelida; Clitellata; Rhynchobdellida; Glossiphoniidae. The record is from RefSeq and is a predicted model, not a curated record.
AUGGUAAGAAAUUACAUAAGAAAAUCCACCAGAUGUUCGUCUUAUAAUGAUGAAUCAUUGAAAAUUGCUGUUGAAUCAGUAACGAAUGGCCUGCCACUAAAAACGGCUGUCAAAAAAUAUGGGGUCCCUGCAAGAACUUUAAAAAGGCAUCAGAAUAGCCUGCCACUAAAAACGGCUGUCAAAAAAUAUGGGGUCCCUGCAAGAACUUUAAAAAGGCAUCAGAUGGCCAUGACCAAAUUUCCUGGAAAAAUUAGGCUGGGACAUUUUCACUCAAUUUUUACAAAGGACCAAGAACUAGAACUAGUAGAAAUUAUUAAAAGUAUGGAAAAAUCACUCUUCGGAAUGACCACAACAGACGUCAGGAAAGUGGCUUUUGAAUUUGCCGAAAAAAUGAAAUUAAGCCAUCCAUUCAAGGUUGAAAUGAAAAUGGCAGGGAUAGACUGGAUGUAUGGUUUUUUAAAAAGACAUCCAACGCUAUCUAUUAGAAAGCCGGAAGCGAUAAAUUUAUCACGGUUAGUUGGCUUCAAUAAAGAGCAGGUAAAAAUAUUUUUCGACAUAUAUCUUGAAACUCAACAAUGGAAAUUACAAUGCUAUGAAAAUAUGGAAUGUGGACGAAACUGGAAUCUCAACUGUUCAGAAACCAGUGAAAAUUGUUGGCAGCAAAGGUUCCAGACAAAUAGGAAAAAUUACAAGCGGGGAACGUUGUAUUGA